Molecule: messenger RNA, 2208 nt
Organism: Hevea brasiliensis (rubber tree)
Lineage: Eukaryota; Viridiplantae; Streptophyta; Magnoliopsida; Malpighiales; Euphorbiaceae
Product: L-ascorbate oxidase
Exons: 4
Coding region: 86-1825 (579 amino acids)
Cellular component (GO): extracellular region
Molecular function (GO): copper ion binding; oxidoreductase activity
Source: RefSeq, a predicted model, not a curated record
UGCCUUCUCAGAUUAGAAUUGAAUUGGAAUAGCCACACAAUAUUAAUUCAUAUCAAUUUCUUAUCAGCUCGACAGAUUUGGUGGCAUGGUUAAGCCUUCACAUAGCAUGAGAAUUGCUUCAAAUUUGUUGGCUCUCUCCUUCUUCUUCUUAUUCCUUUCUUUUAUAAGUAUACCAGUCGCUGAGGCCACGGUUCAUUAUCACAAAUGGGACGUCAAGUAUGAGUUCAAGUCUCCUGAUUGCUAUAAGAAGUUGGUUAUUACUAUUAAUGGCAAAAGUCCAGGACCCACAAUCCUGGCAAAGCAAAAUGAUACCAUCAUCGUCGAAGUUAAGAACAGUUUGUUAACUGAGAAUCUCGCAAUCCAUUGGCAUGGGAUUAGACAGAUUGGAACACCUUGGUUUGAUGGAACAGAAGGGGUUACUCAGUGUCCAAUUGUUCCUGGAGAUACCUUCAAAUAUCAGUUUGUUGUUGACAGGCCUGGAACAUACCUGUACCAUGCCCAUUAUGGAAUGCAGAGAGAGGCAGGGCUUUAUGGAUCAAUCCGUGUAUCACUACCUGACGGAGAAUCUGAGCCUUUUGCGUAUGAUUAUGAUCGAAGUAUCAUCCUUACUGAUUGGUACCAUAAUAGCACUUACGAACAAUCAGUAGGAUUAUCUUCUAAUCCCUUUGUUUGGGUUGGGGAGCCUCACUCACUCUUGAUACAAGGAAAAGGAAAAUUCGACUGCUCAACUCCAGGCAUACCAGCUGGUGUUUGCAAUGCUUCAAAUCCUGAAUGCUCUCCUUAUGCGAUGACGAUUGUCCCUGGAAAGACAUAUAGGCUCAGGGUUUCUAGCUUGACAGCCUUAUCAGCCCUUAGUUUCCAAAUUGAGGGACAUAAUAUGACUGUUGUAGAAGCAGAUGGGCACUACGUUCAACCAUUUGUAGUUCAAAACCUGUUCAUAUACUCUGGUGAGACAUACUCUGUUUUAGUAAAAGCUGACAAAGAUCCCUCCAGAAACUAUUGGAUGACCACCAACGUUGUUAGUAGAAAACCAUCAACCCCACCAGGCCAAGCCAUCUUUAACUACUAUCCAAACCAUCCCCGGAGAUUUCUUUCUAAUACUCCACCAUCUGGCCCUGUAUGGGAUGAUGUUGAACCAAGGUUUGCUCAAAGUCUAGCCCUUAAAGCUCAUAAAGAUCACAUCCACACACCUCCCCAAACCGCAGAUACAACUAUAGUAAUGCUCAACACACAAAAUCAUGUGAACGGUUAUGUUAGAUGGUCAGUGAAUAAUGUCUCCUUCAACCUCCCACACACCCCUUACCUUGUAGCACUGAAGCUCAAAAUGAACCAUGUGUUCAGCCAAGUCCCUCCUCCUAUUGGGUAUGACUACCAGAAUUAUGAUAUUCAUAAUGUUUCAAAGAACACAAAUGCUACCACUAGCGAUGCCAUUUAUCGCCUUGACUUCAACGCAACAGUAGAUAUUAUUUUACAAAAUGCAAAUUCCAUGAGUAAUAACACUAGCGAGACACAUCCUUGGCAUCUCCAUGGGCAUGACUUCUGGGUUCUAGGUUAUGGAAAGGGUAAGUUUGACAUAAAUAAUGACCAGAACAAGUUCAAUUUGGUGGAUCCCAUCAUGAAGAAUACUGUGCCUCUUCAUCCUUAUGGUUGGACUGCUUUGAGAUUUAAGGCAGAUAAUCCAGGCGCCUGGUUAUUUCAUUGCCAUAUUGAGUCACAUUUCUUUAUGGGCAUGGGAGUGGUGUUUGAGGAAGGGAUUGACAGGGUAGGAAAAUUGCCUUCCUCUAUUAUGGGUUGUGGUGAAAGUAAAGGUUCCCAAAGGCCAUAGUUCAUGAGGAAAUUAACCAUACUGCCUAACAGUUACUGGUUAAUUUAGCACUGAUGUUGGAAACUUAGAAGUGUGUAUUGUGAGUUAUAAUGUUUUACAUUUUGAGUUGAAUGUUGAGUCAAGCCCGAGUUAUUUCAAAGAACAAUCAAAAAGGAUUUUCCUUGAACAUUUUGGGUUUUUCGAAUAUCUAGCAAGUAGGAUCGAAGCAAAUAGUUGGGUUAGGUGAAUAAGGAAACGGUGCCAGUGAUAGGUCCUUCAAGAUUUAUUUGUAUGCAAUGUCUCCUCUGCUCCUAUUUUAGCUUUUAUUUUUUUUGUUUGAUGUACGCAUAUGAUCCUUUUGUAUAAUAUUUAUUGAUUUGCAUUAAAAAAUAAUUGAAUUCCAA